CAGCUUCUGAAGGGUUAACAUCCGUAAUUGGAUCAAUGGAUAUCUAUGCUCAGCUACAGCAUAAUUACGUCUCGGAAGACCUCCCCAGAAUCGACCGGAGAGUUGUCCAUCCACUUGCCUGCUGAGAUCGCUUCCAUACCUCGGCGACACGUGUCUGAUUUUUUGAUCUACUCGAGCAUUGUUGCACUUUUCGACCAAUAUUUUAAGUCGAACAAGUUGUAGUUGCAACGCGUUAGCCUGAAGCAGGAUUCUGCUUUCGAUGUGGCAACGGGGUGUCCUGUGGGUUGCAUCUUAACCCCCUCCCCUAUUGUGAGGAGUUUUUCUGUUUAUAGAGUCGGUCAGUGCUUUACAGGGGCUUUGUUUUUACACGGGAACAUGCAAACAGAUGCUUUUGUUUAUAGUUUUUCGGAGGAUGUUCGAAUUUAAGUAGGAUUUACGCACACGGACGGCGGACUCUAGUGUUCCAAGCGGAGCGUGUUGGCGCAACAGGAUCUGUAUGAUUCCUGGACUGAUUGAAAGGAAACUUUUUUUUAUUGCAUUUUGGUGAAUCCUGUGGAACAGACAAUCUUCGACUACUUAAUCGUUUGUUAAUAUGAGGAUGUAGUCCAUUUAUAAUGGCUAUGUAGAAUUCUGAGUUUGACAUAAACCGCCACCAUUCCUUGCUGCAAAGGUGAUUCCGAAAUGUCUACCUCAAAUGGAGACUUGCAAGACAUUGGGAGCUGUGAAAGCUUCUGGGAGCCUGGGAACUAUAAGAGGACGGUGAAGCGAAUAGAUGACGGCCACAAGCUGUGCAAUGAGCUGAUCAACUGCUUCCAGGAGAGGGCCAAGAUCGAGAAGGCCUACUCUCAGCAGCUAAGUGAAUGGGCCAAGAAGUGGCGUUUUGCCAUAGAGAAAGGUCCCCAGUAUGGCACGCUGGAGAAAGCCUGGCAUGCCUUCAUGAACGCCGCGGACCGCCUGAGCGACAUCCACAUGGAGCUCCGGGAGCACCUCAUGACGGAGGACAGCGAGAAGAUCCGCAGCUGGCAGAAGGACUCCUUCCACAAGCAGAUGAUGGGUGGCCUCAGGGAGACCAAGGACGCAGACGAGGGCUUCCGGAAGGCCCAGAAGCCGUGGGUUCGCAAGCUGAAGGACGUGGAGAAUACCAAGAGGAGUUAUCAUCAAUCACGCAAGGAGGAGAAGACUGCCGCCACAAGAGAAGCACACGCCAGAGCAGACACCACGAAAUCCCAGGAGGAAGUCCGCAAGUUUUCAGAUCGUGUGCAGAAGUGUACCCAGGAAGCUGAGAAGAACAAGGACCUUUAUGAGAAGGCCCUAGAUGAGUUGAACCGCACCAAUCCACGCUACAUGGAGGACAUGGAGCAGGUGUUUGAGACUACGCAGGAGGCGGAGAAGAAGAGGCUGUGCUUCUUUAAAGAGGUCAUGUUGGACAUCCACCGACAUCUGGAUCUUUCUAACCAUCACAGGUUCAAGGUGUUGUACUCGGAUCUGUAUGAGAGCAUCUCGGCGGCCAGUGAUGCUGAAGACCUGCGCUGGUGGAGGAACACGCAUGGUCCCGGCAUGAGCAUGAACUGGCCUCACUUUGAGGAGUGGUCUCCCGAAGCUACGCAUUCCAUCGGCAGGAAGGACAGGAACAGCCGGGAGAAUGUGGAGGUCACGCUCACCAACAUCGUCUCCGCUGGGGACGAGUCGCCACAAGAGACUAGAGCUGCAAAGGACUAUUCCUCUGAAUGGUCGGACACAGACAGCCCCAAGAAGUACAUCCCAACAAAUGGGGUGGAUGAGGAUGAUGGAGUGGAGGCUGUGCGCGUCAGAGCGCUCUACGAUUACACAGGACAGGAGGCAGACGAGCUCAGCUUCAAAGCAGGUGAGGAGCUGUUGAAACUGGGAGAGGAGGAUGAGCAGGGCUGGUGUAAAGGGCAGCUGGAGAAUGGUGAGGUGGGGCUCUACCCUGCCAACUACGUUCAGACGGUCACAUCCUGACAUGACUAAUCAACACGCUCCACCAAGCUGCUUCAGUAGGUGAUGGUCAUUGAGCACAGUUACAUGCAUGUAGUAUUCUGCUUUCGAACAGAAUAUUGCAAGUAUUCGGUUUCAAACAGGUUCUUAUUCAAAAGCCACAUUCAGGGUGAAUAAAGAGUUAACUCGUGCGCAAACCGAAUACCGCCACCAUUCUGUUUUAAAAGUCGGAAUAUUCCUCGCAUGUAACUGCUCAGUAGAACUGACUGUGGAUCAGUGGAACUGGUUCCAGGUCAGUGCAAAGAUGAUGCUUGGUCCAUGAUUUUCACUCAUCUCAUGAUUUUAGUUUUUCUUUUUCUUUUUUAGACUUGCACAUGCCAAUUAUUGCCAAUUUUCAUUUAGCAGAAUGCAGCGCAUGUGCAGUUGCAUUGGUCUUGUUUUUCAUCUUUAUUUUUAAAAAAGCUUGUUAAAUUUAUGCUGCGAUUGAUUGAUGCUUUAGCUAGGGGUUCUAAUCCUCUGUGAUUUGCAAAUGCUGUGCCUUUUAACUAAGGUCAAUGGAUUAUUAAUACAGGCACUCAAGACAUUUUCAUCGCAACGGCAGUACAAAAAACUGCAAGAAAGCAGGAACUUUCUCCAGACUCAGCUUUGAUAGUGAUAUAUCAAAAAUAUAGGUCAUGCACAGACAAGUAGAAUCUCCUCUACGUUUAAGAUGCACAUUUGGUGUAGAUCUUAAUAGGGUUUCUGUACUGGUGCCUACAGAUAAAACUUCAGAUGAUAUCUCUACCUUACUGUUUUCAACAGAUUUAGUUGUGUAAAUCCGGCUGUUCUCAUAAUCAGUUUAUAUGGCUACACAGUAAAUAGUGUACAAGUUGCUUUCAUCACAUUUCGACCUGCUGUUUUUGAACACAUUUUCUUUGAUCUUUGUAUGCAUUGUUUUUUCACAAUAUGCAUGAAUAUGAGGUAAUCGUUUGUGGUGUAAGGGCUAAUAAUUUCAAAUGAGUUUCUCCAUUAAAGACAUUGUCUGCUCCAUUAGUGUAAUUACAGGUUUGAUUUGGUAUAUAUAUAAGGUUACAGGUUUGAUUGGUAUAUAUAAAUAAAACGAUUGUGUUGA
Engraulis encrasicolus (European anchovy) is the source of this 3067-nucleotide messenger RNA. It is a transcript of the gene pacsin3, whose product is annotated as protein kinase C and casein kinase substrate in neurons 3. Gene Ontology annotation, molecular function: protein binding; phospholipid binding. The transcript is spliced from 12 exons. Bases 682 to 1980 code for a protein of 432 amino acids. NCBI's taxonomy places the organism in Eukaryota, Metazoa, Chordata, Actinopteri, Clupeiformes, Engraulidae. Gene Ontology annotation, cellular component: cytoplasm; plasma membrane; endosome. Gene Ontology annotation, biological process: plasma membrane tubulation; regulation of endocytosis; cytoskeleton organization. The record is from RefSeq and is a predicted model, not a curated record.